Ilyonectria robusta is the source of this 1554-nucleotide messenger RNA. RefSeq names its product velvet factor-domain-containing protein. The record is from RefSeq and is a predicted model, not a curated record. The coding region runs from base 1 to 1554 and encodes 517 amino acids. The transcript is spliced from 2 exons. NCBI's taxonomy places the organism in Eukaryota, Fungi, Ascomycota, Sordariomycetes, Hypocreales, Nectriaceae.
AUGGCGACUCCUUCCGCUAUUCCGACGAACGCCCUGCGGGACACCGUUGCCCGCGUCCACCGCGUCACUCGUGGAAACCGCAGCCUCUGGUACCAGAUGACCGUCUUGCAACAGCCUGAGCGAGCUCGAGCCUGUGGAUCCGGAAUGAAGGCUAACAGCGACCGCCGACCCGUCGAUCCCCCUCCCGUUGUCGAAUUGCGCAUUAUUGAAGGCCCCAGUGUGGAAGAGGGUAAGGAUAUUACUUUCGACUACAACGCCAACUUCUUCCUCUACGCCAGCUUGGAACAUGCCCGCCCACUUGCCCACGGUCGUGUUCAGACACCUGCCACGAACAACCCGCCCAUUCUAACUGGAGUUCCCGCCUCCGGCAUGGCCUAUCUCGACCGCCCAACCGAGGCUGGCUACUUCAUCUUCCCCGAUCUCUCUGUUCGCCACGAGGGCCGAUACCGCCUAACAUUCAGUCUGUUUGAGACGACCAAGGAGGAGAAGGAUUUCGAUUUGGAGCCUACCGAUGGUGACCUGCCCCCUGGCGUGGAUUGGAGGAUGGAAAUCAAGACGCUGCCCUUCAGCGUCUUCAGCGCCAAGAAGUUCCCCGGUCUCAUGGAGAGCACCCAGCUGAGCAAGACGGUGGCCGACCAGGGCUGCCGUGUCCGAAUUCGACGUGAUGUCCGCAUGAGGAAGCGGGAUGGCAAGUCUGGAGGAGGAUAUGAUCGCCGUGAGGAAGAGUUUUCUCGCCGAAGAACCUCGACUCCGGUCGCAGAGGAUCCUCACAGUCUCCGUGCCCGAUCUCUAAGCAACUCCAGCGAGCAGCGUGUCACAUACCCAGAGCCUCAGCGCAGGCCAUCGGUUGUCGAGCCGUACCCGCCUCCGCCCCCGCCUCCAUCUUACGAACCGAGUUCAGCUGGAUCCCGUCACCUGUCAUUCGGCGACUCCGCUGGCCCCCAAUAUCCUGCUCCUCGUCAGUAUGCGCCUCAACCCAGCACGCCAUUGCCACCCGUGUCCGCCUCCGGCCAUUACACCCCAACGAGCCAGUCGCCCUACCCCAAGCCGGAGCCGCCAUCAACCUACGGAUACCCCAGCCGCAGCCUUCCUCCCGCAUGCCCAUCACCCGCUGCGUCCAUGAAGCAAGACGUCUACGAUCGACGACCAUCCAACGCCUACGUUCCGCCAUCACCCUCGGUCUACUCAACUGACGGUCACUCUCGACGUGAUUCUCAACCCUCGUACCCGCCUACUCCCGUGACAGCACACCCGACCCGGUCUCUGGGCCACAAGCUCCCGCCCCUGAAGAUCUCGUCGCUCAUCUCACCACUCCCGCCAAUUGAGGCACAGACGGAUCCUUUCCCCGAGCCUCCUCUCAUUUCCGUUGGUGGCAAGCGCAAACACGAGUCUGUCUUCACUCAGAACACCAUGUCACUCCACAACGGACAACGCCAGCUUGACCCGCAUUACGGCAAUUAUCGUCGCGGAGUAACUCCUGAGCCUGACCAAGGCCUGUACUCACGAGCAGACGGCAAGAUUGGCGUGGUGACGUUCAACCAAUAUCACUCGUGA